AGUACCAAGUCUUACUUCAAUAUUGCUAUAUUAUUUAUUAUAAAUCUUCUCAAUUAUAUGGAUAGGUAUACAGUAGCAGGAGUAUUAACAAAUGUUCAAAGUUACUACCAUAUCGAUGACGCCUAUGCUGGCUUAUUACAAACAGUGUUUAUGACAUUUUUUAUGGUUGCUUCACCAAUUUGUGGAUUUUUAGGUGAUAGAUAUGUUCGGAAACGGAUUAUGGCAGUUGGAAUAGCGGUGUGGGUACUGGCUGUGUUAGCAUCGACUUUUGUUCCAGCUAAUAUGUUCUGGAUGUUUAUGUUGUUUCGUGGAAUGGUCGGAAUUGGAGAAGCAUCGUAUGCUGUGAUUUCACCGUCGAUCAUUGCUGACAUGUUUACUGGCGCGAAUCGAGGUCGAAUGCUCAUGUUGUUCUACUUUGCGAUCCCUUGUGGAAGUGGUUGUGGAUUCAUGGUCGGCUCAACAGUUGCAGCAGUUACUGGUGAUUGGCGCUGGGGUGUCCGAAUAACAGCAAUAUUAGGUGUUCUGUGCCUUGUUAUGAUAAUUGUUUUUAUCGAAGAACCAGUACGAGGCGCUGCAGAACGGAAAAGUGGUGUUCUUGGGACUGAACUGAUCCGUACCACUUAUUCUGAGGAUCUCAAACGACUGCUAUUGAACCCGACUUACAUUUUCUCCACAUUCGGCUAUACAGCGAUUGUGUUUGUGGUUGGUACGUUAACAUGGUGGGUACCAACAGCAAUCGAACAUAACUAUGCUUACAACAGAGGACUAAACAGGACGGAGCAACUGAAUCCUCAAACGAAAGCGCAGUAA
Molecule: messenger RNA, 810 nt
Organism: Angiostrongylus costaricensis
Lineage: Eukaryota; Metazoa; Nematoda; Chromadorea; Rhabditida; Metastrongylidae
Source: the annotation of a GenBank genome assembly